AAAGCUACGCUCGUCUUCACCCUUUGUUUCUCUGUAUAACUCCUUCAUCAAAGCAACUCAACACGUCUUUGCACUAUUACAUCGUCAAAGCAUACAAGCUUCUUUCGUUCGAAAAGUCCAUCAAGCCUCAAGACACAAUGCGUUUCUCAAUCACCUCUCUCGGUCUCUUUCUUGCAGUCAUUGGGUCUGCCACUGCUAUGCCAGCUACCGAGCAGGUUGCCCGUCGUAACACUGAAUGCGGCCAGGACUUCAAUGGUGCGGACACAUGCGUCGCAAACUGCGCCGAUGGAUCCUGUCACGUUAUCGCCUUGGGUCCGCUCCACCAAUGUAAAUGCUAAGCGAAAUGGAUUGAUUUGUUCCACAGCUUCCAGUACGGAAGUACUAUGGAGGGUUAGGGUUGGAUCAAGACGACCAGGAGGGGAAGGGGAGCUAGCGGGAGUAACGACGGUCAGUGGUGAUCACCAGAGCAGUUCGCUGAGCAAGGUGAUUAAGGGUGUGAGCAGGGCGAGCGUCGCUCACCCUGAUCACCUGACAUUGGGUGUUUAUACGAGCUUGACUAGCAUGUAGAUAGAAGCCACGUGCUCGACUCAGAAUACAACAACCACAUUCGUUUUACAGUCU
Molecule: messenger RNA, 621 nt
Organism: Aspergillus glaucus CBS 516.65
Lineage: Eukaryota; Fungi; Ascomycota; Eurotiomycetes; Eurotiales; Aspergillaceae
Exons: 2
Coding region: 138-338 (66 amino acids)
Source: RefSeq, a predicted model, not a curated record